This is a messenger RNA of Artibeus jamaicensis (Jamaican fruit-eating bat), 1957 nucleotides long. RefSeq names its product transcription factor B2, mitochondrial (gene TFB2M). Gene Ontology annotation, biological process: rRNA methylation; transcription initiation at mitochondrial promoter. NCBI's taxonomy places the organism in Eukaryota, Metazoa, Chordata, Mammalia, Chiroptera, Phyllostomidae. The coding region runs from base 192 to 1385 and encodes 397 amino acids. The transcript is spliced from 8 exons. Gene Ontology annotation, molecular function: mitochondrial transcription factor activity; rRNA (adenine-N6,N6-)-dimethyltransferase activity. Gene Ontology annotation, cellular component: mitochondrial matrix. The record is from RefSeq and is a predicted model, not a curated record.
GGAAGUGAGGGAAAGGCAAGUGGGAGGGGUCGUUCGCAAGCGUAGUUUGCGGCGUUUGCCUCCGCACCCCUCUCCCGCCCUCACCUAAUCAGGUGGUGGGGAGAUGUUGCACGUGGUGUUCUCUGUUGGGCGCUUGCCGACUUUUUGACGUUUUGGAUGACUUUGGGACAGACAGACCCUAGAGGGUGAGGAUGUGGGUUCCAGUGGCUGGGCUUCCUCCGCGGCUGAAGCUGUCAGCUGCUUCUGUUGCUGGUCGCUUUUGCAUUUGGAGGUCGGGAGCGGCGAGGUGGAAGGACGCCCCGGUGGUUGCUCGCCGGGGUUUGUCUGACUUCCACCCGCAGGUGUUGCCGGGUCAGGAUUUCAGAGAAUUGCCCUCGCGGCCGUCCAAGUACGGCGUGGAGCCCAAGCGUUACCUAACCAGUCCAAGACUGGCCGAGACCGUGGUGCAGUUUCUGCUGAGAGAAGACGAUCCGUGCAAGCUCAUCCUGGAAUGCAAUCCUGGUCCUGGAAUCCUGACUCAAGCAUUAAUUCAAGGAGGUGCCAGAGUGAUUGCCCUUGAAAGUGACAAAACUUUUAUUCCACAUUUGGAGUCCCUAGGAAAACAGCUGGGGGGGAAGCUACACGUGGUCCACUGUGACUUCUUCAAACUGGACCCUGGGAGCUCUGGAGCAGUGAGACCCACUGUGGACUCCCGGGUGCUUCUGCAGGAUUUGGCCAUAGAAACACUUCCUUGGUCAAAAGGUAUUCCUUUAAAAGUAGUUGGAAUCUUCCCAGCCAAAAAUGAAAAGAAGAUGAUGUGGAAAUUUUUACAUGAUAUAUAUUCCUGUACCUCUCUAUAUAGAUAUGGACGAGUAGAACUGAACUUUUUUAUGAAUGAAACGGAUUGCCAGAAGAUCAUGGCGAAUCCCCAGCAUCGGAACCUGUACCAGGCCCUCAGUGUGCUGUGGCAAGUGGCUUGUGAGGUUAGGCUGCUGCAGAGGGAGCCUUGGUCGUCGUUUGACAAGUACACCCGAGCGGGGCGACCGGGGAAGCCGGAGCACGGGGAAUCAUUAGAACAACAAACACAACAAAACCUGUGUUUUAUUCAAUUCACUCCUCGUAGAAAUUUAUUUACACAAAAUUUAACACCUGUGAACUAUGAUGUAUUUUUUCACAUGUUAAAGCAGUGUUUUCUGAAGCGCAAUGCCAAGCUGAUAGACCAGUUACAUUCUUUGAGUCCAGUGGAUGCAGAAGAUGUACUGAAGAAAAUGAAAAAGAGAGGAACAACAAAAGUAACAGAUAUGCACCCUCUAGACUUUAAACGCCUCUUCGAAACCAUAGAAUGUUCCAAAGAUUAUUCCUGCAAGUGGCUGUAUGACGAGUUCAUGGAGGAUGUUGUCUUAUAGGGAACAGGGACCGGACUGGCAGGAGAGCAGCUGGAGCCGUUCACUGUGCUUGGAAGUUACGACACAUGUGAAAAGGAGCUACGUUUGUAAAACUCACAUCCUUUCAGCAGAAUGGAGCUGUUCUUGUUUUGCACGAACAAGGCAGAUCAUUUCUUCCGAGGCUGAUGCCGUUAGGACAUUGGGUAAAACAGUGGCUGCUAUUUUAUUCACAACAGAAUAAAGAACGUCCCUUAACGGUGGAUUUGAUCAGCUCAGAUUUGUUUUGUUUUAAACUCUAUCUACUGUCAGUGUGCCCGUAGUUGUAUGGAGUUACCAGAUGAAAUUUAGUUUUAAAAGUCCUUUUAGUCAAACGCAUUGUAUUAAUUUAAAUAUUCCCCGUGCACUGUUGAUUUUUGCAUCCUCCAGGAGGGCAAAGAGUUGGUACAGUUUUAAGCUUAGAAAGUAAAUACAACUGAAUUACGUGGUUUGUUUUACUUUUCAGUUUGUUGAAAGUAUUAAAUACUGUGCAAUGAAAUAAAUUAAACUUUAUUAUGGUUUAAACGUUUUUAGAAAUUAAAGUAUUUUAAGUAAGA